Messenger RNA from Pieris brassicae (large cabbage white), 1594 nucleotides. Its product is annotated as leucine-rich repeat protein SHOC-2. The transcript is spliced from 6 exons. Gene Ontology annotation, molecular function: protein binding. The record is from RefSeq and is a predicted model, not a curated record. NCBI's taxonomy places the organism in Eukaryota, Metazoa, Arthropoda, Insecta, Lepidoptera, Pieridae. The coding region runs from base 66 to 1160 and encodes 364 amino acids.
GUUUCUCAGCAAGCAAACUAACCAGUCUCAAACGCAAUAGAAAUGUAAGGAAAACUAGGCUCAAAAUGAGUGCUAUCCUAAAGUUCAUCCGUGAAAACCACAUACUAGCAGUGAUAGAACAAGCAAUUGCGAAAAAGAAAUCUCGCUUGAGUCUAAAUUCUUUUGAAAUUACCGAAAUUCCUACACUGUUAUACUCGUGUAUCGAGCUGGAACACCUAUAUUUACAUUUAAAUAAUAUCACAACUGUACCAGUGCAGAUUACAGAACUUUUAAACCUUACAACAUUGACUCUGGAUUACAACGGCAUAACUUCAUUGCCUGUUGAAAUUGGUAACUUGAAAAAUCUUGUAAAUUUAAACAUAAGUUAUAAUCCCCUAAAAGAACUUAUACCAGAAAUAGGUGAAUUAGAGAACCUUGAAGCAUUCUGGUGCAAUAAAACAGGGCUACGGGAAAUUCCAAAGGAAAUCGGCAAGUUGACAAAACUUGAUACAUUUGGAGCAAGGGGCAAUGAGUUGAAAACCAUACCAGAAGAAAUGACUCAACUAACAAAAUUAAGAUGGCUAACAUUAGAAAAUAAUCAAAUAGAGGUUUUACCAAACUGUAUGAAUAACAUGGAAGGGAUAGUACACUGCAAUCUUCGCAAAAAUAGGCUAAAAGAAUUCCCAGAGUCAUUUCUGAAAUGUGUUGAUUUGAUGUUCUUACAGUUGAAUAAUAAUCAGAUAUCCAGUUUACCAGAUAAUUUUGACACAAGUCAAGUUACAGUUUUAGAAAUGAUUGAUUUACGAGAAAACCCCAUAUGUGAAUUGUCACAUCUAGACCACCCUUUAGUUCGCUUCUCAGAUGAAAUUCCAGUACCUCAAGAUCUUUCCCCGUCCAGCAGCCGACCUCAUGGCAUGGCUGCACAGGCUUUAGCUGUCAAUGCUACAGCUCUUCGGUUACCAGCAGUUCCAGCACCCAGACAUCCGGAUUUGAUAUUAGAAAUGGAAAUGGACGCGUCAUCAGUAGAAUCAGAAGAUUGGGAGAACAGCGUAAAUAGCUCUGAGUUGGAUGUCCAUUACCAAAGUGACGAAGAAAGAGGUGACAAUGAGAUCGCACAAUUUUUCCAGGCCGUGGGUAUGGUGUUGCCAGAAUUAUCCCGGUACGCGUCUACAGCGAGUUAAAUAUAACUGGCAACUUAAAGAAAAUUAAUUUAAGAUGGUGCGUUGUAUUUUCACGAAAUUUGAGUAAUUUUGGCUUAAACUUGUUUACAGAAAUUAUUAAGGUUAUUUUCAAAAUGUUUGUUAAGGUUUCCAUUUAAGAACUAAUGAACCAUUUUUUUUCUUCUUUAAAGUAAUUUUUAACCUUAACUAACCUAACAUACUUAAUUUCAGAUUAAAUUAUUUCUAGUUUAUUACUUUUAUUGCUACAAUUUCGAAGCUUUAGUUUAGGACUUAAGUCAAAACUUGUCGGCUAAUUUUUUCUGUAAAGCAACGCGAAAUAUCGGAAUUAUAAAACAUAGUUUUAAAAUAUAUAUUUGUGUUAUUGUAGUAAUUGUACGCGGUUAAUCGUAGUAAAAGUAAAAUAUAGCUGUCUCAAUCUAUAGCAGGUUUAGUGA